Molecule: messenger RNA, 1371 nt
Organism: Aspergillus wentii DTO 134E9
Lineage: Eukaryota; Fungi; Ascomycota; Eurotiomycetes; Eurotiales; Aspergillaceae
Exons: 2
Coding region: 1-1371 (456 amino acids)
Molecular function (GO): protein binding
Source: RefSeq, a predicted model, not a curated record
AUGGCCCCCAUAUUCGCCGACAAAUAUGAUUUCUGGUUAACACGUCAACAACUCAACACACUUCUGUCUUUAAACAAAAUGGACAAUCUUCCCAGUGAAAUACUGCUUGAGAUAUACAAAUACAUCGACGAUUUCUCCGACAGACGAAACAUCCUACUAAUCUGUCGGGGAUGGCGCGAUCUGUUCUCGUCGGAGAUUUACUCUGACUUGACCCUGAGGAUAGACCGAGAGCAGUUCGAAGGCUUUGUGCGUUCUCUGCGACAGAACCCUGCACUCAGCGCGGCCAUCUAUGACCUACGCGUCGAUGGCUUGGGCUUUGACGAAGACGAGGAUUGCUGGGGUGCAGAUGGUUACGACGACAUCCUGCAAAAGAUCACCACCGACCAAGAGGAGCUGGAGAGAUGGAAAGGCGAUCUAAGAAAAGCCACUGGCGACGCCUGGAUGGCCAUUAUCUUCACCCUCCUUCCGAAUCUGCAACGCUUCAAAGCUGAGUAUGGCGAUUACCCAACAACGUGGAUCAUCCGGGUUCUAUCCCAAGUCGCGACACGCUCAGUCACAUUCGACCAUUGUCCAACAGGGAUGCCGCUGCAGAAUCUCCAAGAAGUAGAGAUCGAGCACGGUGACUGCCACUGCAGCUUUCCGGCGAGCGAAUUCUUCCCUUUCUUUCUUCUCCCAGCCAUGAGGGUCUUUGAAGCGGGCGCGAUUUACGAGCAGGCUGAUGAUGAAUUGCACUACGAUGCUGAAGACUAUCCGCCGCCGAAGCCUUCUCCUGGAUCUUCUAGUAUCAAGAAGUUGAUUCUCAAUUCCACUACGGGCUACCAUGGAAUGGCCGACUAUAUCACAGCCUGUGCGGGUCUGGAGCAUUUCCAGUACGAACACCGAUGUCUCGCCGUUAACGAUGCUCUUUACUACGCGUGGAGGCCUCAGCUGAUCCACGAUGCUCUGCUUACUCAGACACACAGUCUGGAGCUACUAUGGGUGUCCAAUGACAGUUGUGCGGAUAUAUUCUAUGAGUACGACGACGUGGAAGAGGACCCGGACGAGAUGUGGUUUGGAUCGCUGGUGGAAUUCGAAUGCCUGCGUGAGGUCUGCAUGCCACUGCGUAUUUUGCUCGAUUUCCGUCACGGCGACCAGCCGACGGUGUCUUUGGAUGAGGUUCUUCCGGAUAGUCUCGAGCAUUUCCGUUUGGAAGAUGUGCAGGAAAGGGACUAUCCUAUUGCUGUGAAUGGGCUGAAUGCGAUGCUUCUACGAAGACCAGACUUUCCCUUGCUGGAGGGUAUUGAAUUACAGACAUAUGGGAAGGAGGGUGAAGCUUUUGCAGGAGUUAAGGAGAUAUGUGAGGCAGAGGGAGUCAAGCUGUGCAUGGUUUAA